CCAUUUCUCUCUUCUUCCCUAAAACCCAAAACCCCCAAAUCACAGCCACUGACCAUACACACCAAAGAAAGCCAUUUCCAUUUCCAUUUCCAUGGGGACAGCAGUAGCAGCCAAGGCUCUGUCCUUCUCUCUUCUCUCUCUACCCAAACGCCUCUCCUUCACCCGCCCACUCUACUACCCGCAGCCGCCGCUGCUGCUGCGUUCCCGUCACCGCGCAGGUUUCCCCAAAUUCAGGCCGCUAUGCACCGCCGCAGAACCGGCCGUCGAUGAAAUUACGGCACUGGAACCCUUGAAACAUUCGAUUCUACUGGAAAGGCUUCGGCAGAGGCACUUGAAAGAGUCCUCCCAAACGCCGAACACCACAUCCCCAUUCAGCCUUCCGAAGAAGGCCAAGUAUGGCGAAAUCGAGGGUUCGAGGAAGAAGAACAAGGCCUCUGUGUCGGCGGAUAGCUUUGAGGAGUUAGGUCUGAGUGAGGAGGUGAUGGAGGCCUUGAGAGAGAUGGCAAUUUCGUCCCCAACUGAGAUUCAGUCCAUUGGCAUCCCCGCAGUCCUCCAAGGAAAGAGUGUGGUGUUGGGAUCUCACACUGGCUCUGGCAAGACUCUGGCUUACCUAUUGCCUCUUGUGCAGCUGCUGCGAAGGGAUGAGGAGCUCCAUGGUAUGCUGAUGAAACCGAGACGGCCUCGAGCUGUUGUAUUAUGCCCGACUCGGGAGCUUUGUGAGCAGGUGUUCCGUGUCGCCAAGUCGAUCAGCCACCAUGCACGGUUCAGAUCGACCAUGGUUAGCGGCGGCGGUCGGUUAAGACCCCAAGAAGAUUCCUUGAACACCCCGAUCGACAUGGUUGUGGGGACUCCGGGUCGAGUUCUGCAACAUAUAGAAGAAGGGAACUUUGUUUACGGUGACAUUCGAUACUUGGUCUUGGAUGAGGCGGACACCAUGUUCGAUCACGGAUUCGGCCCCGACAUCCGUAAGUUUCUUGGACCGUUGAAAAACCGUGCAUCUAAAUCCGAUGGUCUUGGAUUUCAGACGGUAUUAGUCACUGCAACAAUGACAAAGGCAGUGCAGAAGCUGGUCGACGAGGAAUUUCAAGGUAUUGCACAUUUGCGUACUUCUACACUCCAUAAGAAGAUCGCAUCGGCUCGUCACGAUUUUAUCAAACUUGCGGGUUCGGAAAAUAAGCUGGAGGCCUUAUUGCAGGUUCUCGAGCCGAGCCUGGCUAAGGGAAACCGAAUAAUGGUAUUCUGCAACACGCUGAACUCCAGUCGAGCUGUCGAUCACUUUCUCAACGAAAACCAAAUCUCUACUGUGAAUUACCACGGCGAAGUGCCGGCAGAACAAAGAGUCGAGAACCUGGAAAGAUUCAAGAGCGACGACGGAGAUUGCCCGACGUUAGUUUGCACUGAUUUGGCUGCAAGAGGGUUGGAUUUGGACGUCGACCAUGUCAUCAUGUUUGAUUUUCCCUCGAAUUCGAUUGAUUACCUCCACCGAACCGGAAGGACUGCUCGAAUGGGCGCAAAAGGGAAAGUUACGAGUUUGGUUGCUAAAAAGGACUCGAUUUUGGCCACCCGUAUCGAAGAGGCUUUGGCGAAGAACGAGAGCUUGGAGUCGAUCUCUUUAGACAGCAUCAAAAGGGAUAUCGCCCGAUCGCAUGUGAAUAAGCAGAAGGAACGAAGUGAUAAGAUCGUAAAAGUCUCGAGUCCGAAAAACAAGUCACAAAAAACAACCGAACCCCGCGGCAAAGCGGCGAUCUCAAAGAAAACUUCAUCUGCCAAAUCGACGAAAAUGCGAGCAACUCCCGACGCUAAGAAGAAAGCGAUUGGAGUUAUCAAGACGACGUCAAAGUCGUCGCGCUCCGGCGCUUCAAAAAGCUCGUCGUUUGGUGGCAGAAAACAAUCAGAAAGUCGAAGCUCGGGAGCUGUUAGAUCGAAACUUAACGUCGUUGGAUUCCGGGGCCGCAGCGCAGUAAAGUCCCGUUGAUCGAUCGCUCGAUGAUACAUUAUACGUACAUCGUAUCGAUCGUGUUAUUUAUAUUUUUUACCGUGUAAAAGCAUCGACUUAGCAUAUUUUUGCACCGUAAAUUACAAAAAAUCACGAAAAAGAUACAUUUCCUACGGUCGUAAAGUCGAGAGCGUUAGCGAUCAUCACUUCCAUGGAAGCGCCGGCAGGGCUGUCCGAUUGCUCGACCCCGGACCAACGACGUUCCCGGCGGAAUCGUAGAUGAUGACACCUGAAAAAUCGGGGAGCUGGCACUUACCUCCCAUGAGUAUGUUCUUCUUCCAAACCGGGUUUCCUUCACCGCUGUAAGUGAUCGGGUCGACGUCCUCUCCGAAUGGGUAACCGAUGAUAGUGUCAUCGGAAUUGAGUUCGAUGACGGGUUCCUGGGUCCCGUAGCCGUCGUAGCACGCUUUCCAUCGACGCCAGCGGCGGGAGUGGCUGGCGCACAUGAAGAGGGCGAAUCCCGACAGGAGGAGGGUCCCGACGAUGACGGCGGCGCUGGCGCCGGAGAAAGGAAGUGGGCGGUGGUUGAAGAAGAGGAUGUCUCUUGCCAUGAGGUGAUGAUGUUGGAGGAGAGUUGAGAGUGUGGUGUUUAUAGGGAUGGUUUUGUAUGUGAUGGAUUUGUUGUUUGGUUCUUUAGUGUUUUUGGUGGGUCUUUGUGGAUUCAGUUGAUUUUUAGUUGGUUAUGGUUGGUUACAGGUUACUUGACCUUCUUGUAUAAAAUUUUGGGUUAGAUCUUAGUCAUCAAUUUAAUAAAGUUAUUUAUAAACUC
Andrographis paniculata is the source of this 2765-nucleotide messenger RNA. Its product is annotated as DEAD-box ATP-dependent RNA helicase 39. NCBI's taxonomy places the organism in Eukaryota, Viridiplantae, Streptophyta, Magnoliopsida, Lamiales, Acanthaceae. Bases 92 to 1975 code for a protein of 627 amino acids. The record is from RefSeq and is a predicted model, not a curated record. The transcript has 9 exons. Gene Ontology annotation, molecular function: nucleic acid binding; RNA helicase activity; ATP binding.